AUGAGAAGGUGGAUUGAACACCAGCUGGGGCCUUGUGGAGUACUGGACAGCCAGCUGUUUCAUCUCAUCAGUCUAGUUUGGGAAUCAUCAUCAUCAUCAUCAUCAUCAUCAUCAUCAUCAUCAUCAUCAUCAUCAUCAUCAUCAUCAUCAUCAUCAUCAUCAUCAUCAUCAUCAUCAUCAUCAUCAUCAUCAUCAUCAUCAUCAUCAUCAUCAUCAUCAUCAUCAUCAUCAUCAUCAUCAUCAUCAUCAUCAUCAUCAUCAUCAUCAUCAUCAUCAUCAUCAUCAUCAUCAUCAUCAUCAUCAUCAUCAUCAUCAUCAAAUCACCUCAAUGGGUAG
Messenger RNA from Trichobilharzia szidati, 336 nucleotides. Lineage: Eukaryota; Metazoa; Platyhelminthes; Trematoda; Strigeidida; Schistosomatidae. The record is from the annotation of a GenBank genome assembly.